This is a messenger RNA of Caenorhabditis elegans, 270 nucleotides long. The record is from the annotation of a RefSeq genome assembly. Lineage: Eukaryota; Metazoa; Nematoda; Chromadorea; Rhabditida; Rhabditidae.
AUGUGUAUCUGGAAAUGGCAGUUUGGUGUACCUCUCGGGGGGACCCCCUCUUCAUUAUCGUUCAAUUUCGUCUCCUCCUUCUCCUUCUCCAACUCUACUACUUUGCUCCCUUUUUCAUCGCAAACCGCCCUAAAUCCCUUUUGUUUUUUUUCCAUUUCUCUCUCUUCCACCACCCCCAAUUUUUUGUCUCUUUCAUCAUCAUUUCAUUUGAAGAAAGUCUCUACAAUCAACACACGCAAAAAAACAAUGAAUUCUUUUAUUUCUUGGUGA